AUGGAACGGCAGAAUAGGAACGCUCCAAGCGAUAACUCGUCAUACCCGUGCAGGAGCUUCAAGGUAGGAUUUUGUUAUUCUCUCUUCUUGCCGUAGCUCAUUUAAAAUUUAUUUCACUUAAUCAAAGACUUGGUACAAGGUUUUUCGAAUAUUCCUUGAAGGAAGUUGUGUUUCAAGGUGUUAUCUUCAGAAUGGAUACAGAAAUGGACCGCCUCAAGGCCGACCAUAUAAUAUGAAUGCCUUCAAUGGAGAUUUGUCUCAUUCUCCCGAUUCUGGUGCGAAACUUCAUAAAAUGAAGCGUUCAUUGAAAUAUAUUCAGGAAACUUUUUUCGAUUCUCUCCUCCGACGGAUAUGAAUGAAGGACGUUUUCCAAAGCCGUUGUAUGGAAUGUAUUCUUCUCCAUUGAUAUCUCAAAACGACAUCAAUUUGAUAAACGAGCAAUUCAUGGUUUCAUAAAAUUUUAAAUACUUGAUCUUAUUUUUUUUUAGAAUAUGAAUACAAAUUCCUCACCCAGAGAUUACGGUCACAUGCGUAAUAAUCCAGUUAACGGCUUCAUGAACAACGCUCAUCGCAAUUUACUUUCGUCCGACAGCUAUUCUAGUCAAAAUUCACGCAAAAGCUCGUCGACCCGUGUCCAUUCUAACCGUUCCGACUUCACAAGUGAUUAUUCAUCGUCUAACUACUCUAUGAACUCAAAUAGCAUGUCGCAUGCGCGGUAGGCUGACGUAUUUAUUCUUUGAAGGAACCUCCGUUCAGACCCAACAGUCGACAAUGUUUGCUGCCUUCUUGGGCGCUCGAUUCUCAUGGAAAUUUGGACUCUGGAGUUACCGUUCGAAUGGUGAUUGAAAGAGGCGAUCUCGUCAAGUUUGCGAUGGACAAAGCUGGUUGCCAGUAAGUUUUUUUUUCGAUUCGAAAAUUUUCUCAUCAUGCACGUUGCAGUUUGCUUCAAGAGAAUUUCAACCUCGAAGACUUUAUCAAGAACGACAAAUACGACGUUGUGCGAGAGCGCGUCUUCAAAGACGUUAUUGAAGAUUGCCACGUUUUCCUGGUUUCAUUUUUUUCCUUCUAUCUUUAUAUUUGUUUUUAUUCAAGAACCUUUGCACCAACAUGUUCGGCAACUUUUUCGUCCAGCGAAUCGUCGAGAAAUCUUAUCCGAAUUCGAUUGAACAGCAGAUGAUCAGAAACCACUUGGCCAGCGAUUUGCCUAGACUUUGUCUUGACAAGUGUGCGUGUCGCGUUGUGCAAAUUGCUCUUGAGGUCUUUUUCUUUCUUCUUUUCGAAGCUGUUUCAAGUCCAAGUUUAGUUUUAAUUUUCUAUUUGAAAAGUCUCAGUGAAUUAUACUCCACUAACUGCUUGAAAAAAAAAAAUUACAUUCCAAGGACUGAAAUUGAACAAUUGAAGACUUUUUAUUCAAUGAAAUUGUCUUUAGAAGUUGGAUCCGGCUCUUUCUUCUUCUUUGGUGGAUUAUCUUCCUCGUGACGAUCGUAUCAUUAAGAUAUGCACGGAUCAAAAUGCGAACCACGUCAUUCAAAAAGUGAAAAAAAUAUACAAAAAAGAUAAUAAUAAUAUCCUCAUUCCCAGGUCCUGAAAACGAUGCCACUGAAAAAAUGGGAGUUUCUCGUGGAUUUUUUCGCGCGUUCCGAUCGGGACAAUUUGAUGAGAAUUUGUCAGGAUAAAUACGGCUGCCGUGUUGUGCAAACCAUGCUCGAAAUGAUGACUCCGCCUGAAAACCAACAUGUUUUUCUGUUCAAAAGUUAUAUUUCGAUUUCAAAAGGUUCAGGUUGGCGAUCACACGCGUCUCCUGCACAAGUUGAUGGGGGCUAUCGUCGCCAAGUGCCAUCAGUUGGCUUCCAAUGAAUUCGCCAACUACGUUGUGCAGCACAUUCUCAGCGGCUCUGGCAGUUUGGCCGAUUUCCGAAUCAUGAUCAUUGACAAGUGUUUGCUGUAAGUACCAAUAUGUCUAUGCCAGUGGAUUUUUGAAUAGAGCGAUGAAUUUUAUUUCUUCCGAAAGAAAUUUACAAUGUAGUGAUGAAUAAGUUAGCUACGAAAAAUUUAGAAUUUGUAGAGACUCUAAUCCUUAUUUUUUAUAUUAAAAAAAAUUGAAACUUACUUUUUUCAGUCGCAACCUGCUGUCCAUGUCCCAAGAAAAGUAUGCGUCGCAUGUGAUUGAGAAAGCUUUCCGCUACGCGCCUCCAAAACUGCUCAUUGAGAUGUUUGAUGAGAUUUUCGACGGUUAUGUACCGCAUCCGUAUGUUUAAUUUUUUUUUUCAAAGAUGAUUUCAUUUAAUUUUAUUUCAUGAUUAUAAGCUUUCAGAGAAUCUGGCAAAGAUGCUCUCGACAUUUUGCUUUUCCACCAGUUUGGCAACUAUGUCAUACAGCGGAUGCUGGAUAUCUGUCGCGAAGUUGUUAUCGGAAAAAGGUUACCAAUUUUUGGAUCUUCUUACAUAUUUUUUUUGUUUUCCAGGGUUUAUUCGCAAGUUUACACCGCCAAGUUCACUCAGUGGAUGUCGCGUAUGGGUUACCGUGUUUCUCGUGAACAGAAUAGACUUGCUCGGUUUUUUCCCUACCAAAAUAUAUAUCUUUACCUUUUUUUGCAGAUUUUCAUCAGGAAAAAAAAUCAUCGACAUCCUGAACAGCCUUGAGCUUCGUAAUCCGGUUCGAGAUGAUCUCUUCCUCGCAAGUCUUCCUGGGUCUCCCGGCAACACUUUGGACCAGUCUGUCACUGAAAAUGGAAGCUGGAAUCGCUCGCCACCGUUCUCGGCUUCGUUGCAUGAUUACCAAGGACAUUUCGACUUCAAUUAUGGCCGUUAA
This is a messenger RNA of Caenorhabditis auriculariae, 2811 nucleotides long. Lineage: Eukaryota; Metazoa; Nematoda; Chromadorea; Rhabditida; Rhabditidae. The record is from the annotation of a GenBank genome assembly.